AACCCCAUCGACGAGACAAAACUCGAGGCGUGAACGUGGCAGCCAUUUUACAUCAUCAAGAGUGAAUGACUGAGGCCGGACCCGUGCCGGGAGUUUUCCACUUUUUCCGUCUUUUAAACAUAACGUCUAUCUUCCAAAUUACUCUACACCGUACACAGUGGUGAUCCAGCGGCAGAUUUCUGGGGACAUGGCCACAGAACAUAUUAAUGGAAAUGGUCCAGAAGAACCAAUGGACACCUCUGCUGCAGUUACCCAUUCUGAGCACUUCCAGACUUUAUUAGAAGCUGGUUUACCACAGAAAGUUGCUGAAAAACUAGAUGAAAUUUACAUAGCAGGAUUGGUGUCACACAGUGACUUGGAUGAUCGAGCAAUUGAGGCUCUGAAAGAAUUCAACGACGAAGGUGCUCUCCAAGUCCUUUUGCAAUUCAAGGACAGUGACCUCUCACAUGUUCAGAACAAAAGUGCCUUUCUUUGUGGCGUGAUGAAGACAUACAGGCAGAGAGAGAAACAAGGGACCAAAGUGUCAGAAACCAACAAAGGACCUGAUGAAGCCAAAAUCAAAGCAUUGCUGGAGAGGACUGGCUACACACUUGAUGUCACUACAGGCCAGAGGAAGUAUGGCGGUCCGCCACCUGAGUCGGCUCACUCAGGGACACAGCCGACUGUUGGGACAGAGAUAUUUGUUGGAAAAAUCCCCAGAGACCUCUUUGAGGAUGAGCUGGUUCCUUUGUUUGAGAAAGCUGGCCCUAUCUGGGACCUGCGCCUGAUGAUGGAUCCCCUCAGUGGCCUGAACAGAGGCUACGCCUUUGUCACUUUCUGCACUAAAGAGGCUGCACAGCAGGCUGUCAAAUUGUGCAACAACAAUGAAAUCCGACCUGGCAAACUAAUUGGCGUGUGCAUCUCAGUGGCCAAUAAUCGACUGUUUGUUGGCUCUAUCCCCAAGAGUAAAACAAAAGAACAGAUUGUUGAAGAAUUCGCAAAAGUCACAGAGGGUUUAAAUGAUGUCAUAUUGUACCACCAACCUGACGACAAGAAGAAGAACCGUGGCUUUUGCUUCCUGGAGUAUGAAGACCACAAGACGGCGGCUCAGGCCCGCCGGCGUCUGAUGAGUGGUAAGGUGAAGGUGUGGGGCAACGUGGUCACCGUGGAGUGGGCAGAUCCCAUCGAGGACCCAGACCCAGAGGUCAUGGCUAAGGUGAAAGUCUUGUUUGUGAGGAACCUAGCUAGCUCUGUAACUGAGGAAAUUCUUGAAAAGGCCUUUUGUCAGUUUGGCAAAUUGGAGCGUGUGAAGAAAUUGAAAGACUAUGCAUUUGUUCACUUUGAGGAAAGAGAUGGUGCUGUCAAGGCUCUUGCUGAUCUUAAUGGAAAAGAUCUGGAAGGAGAACAUAUUGAGAUCGUCUUUGCCAAGCCUCCUGACCAGAAGAGGAAAGAGCGCAAAGCACUGAGACAGGCGGCCAAAACACCAAUGUAUGAUGAAUAUUAUUACUAUGCGCCUCCCCACAUGCCGCCACCCACAAGAGGCCGCGGUAGAGGCGGGCGCGGAGGCUACUCUUACCCUCCUGAAUACUACAGCUAUGAAGACUAUUAUGAUUACUAUGGAUAUGACUACCACAACUACCGGGGUGGCUAUGAUGACCCUUUCUACAGCUACAACGAUUUCCAGGGCUCUGGGAGAGGCCGGGGACCGAGGGGCGGUAUCCGUGGCAGCGUUGGUCAGACCAGGGCCCGUGGUGGGAUCACACCCAGGGGUAGAUUGGGCUUCUCGCAGCGGGGUGGCCCUGGAACAAGCAGAGCAGGGAAGCGAGGCCGAGGGCGGUCCUGACCUGUCACUUACAGCGGAUACUGACUUGAUGUGUGGGAUUACACCUUGAGCUGCAAAGGAUGUUGAAACAAAAAGAGCGUGACAAAAAAGGUCCAAUGAUAUUCCAGCCUUACAGAAGAAGCAUCUCCCCUUCCCCAAGUUUUUUUUUUGUUUUUGUUUAAAAGAAACUGCCACCUUGAAAAAGAUGACCGCACGAUUAUUGUAUUCGCCUAAGCCUCUUUCGCCCCCGAGUCCCUAUAGCUUGCCCUGAUGCAGGGUUAAUUUUUUUGCCCUAACAAUCUCCCCCUGUUCCCUGUUCCUGAACAUGCCAUUUAUUUUUUUUAAAAAAAAUAAUUAUUGAAGAAUUUGCACUUUUUAAGUUUCUUAGGUUUGAAGUGGCUCGAAGGAGCUUGAUGCUAUUGUAUAUUUUUGUGCUAAUCGCAAUUUUCAAUGUUGGAAUAUCCAUGUUAAUUGUUUUGAUGUGGAUGUUUGAAAGAGAACAUUUGCAGGUUUUUAUUUAGGGUGUACCCACCUGGCAUGGAUAAGUCAGGCAUUCCAGGAAAGUGGUUCUUUUCAGAACUUGUCUUUAAAGGGUUGGUUGACUACCUCAGUACAGAGGACUAAACUACCCGGCCUGUACUGUAAAUAGGGAAACUAUAUUGAUGAAAACCGGGCUUGUUCUCUUUAAAAAAAAUAUGCACAAGAGCUGCAGUGCACAACAAUGUACUUAAUGUAAUAUAGUCAUUUUCGCUGCAGCUCUGACACUGCAAACAGUCAAACUGGGCAUGCAAAACAAUCUCAUAAGAUGAGUUGGAACAAGCCCUGUUUUUAUCCUAUUUUGAACUGAAUUAGCUGCCUUGCUUCUUCAGCGUAUGUAGUUACUGUUUGUAUAGGUUUUUUUUUUUUUUUUUUUUUUUGGGAUAAAAUGUUACUUUUGUAAAGGCUUCAAUGUCACGGGCAACAGACUGCCUUUGAUUUUAACCGAUAACAAAAAUAAAAGCCCUGCAGUGUCCCUUUUGUGCCACUGUCAAUCCGAUGGGUUUGUUUUUAGGUGAAACAUAAACAUAUUAACAUCGGACGGGUCCCUUGUGCAUCUCCUAAACCACUGACUGGUAGAGUAUGUUAAUGCUAUUUGUGGCCAUAUUGCCCAGACAAAGCAUGUGUCCAGAGUUAUGGUUUUGGUGUAGGAUCGUCAACAUCACAUGGUAGAAGGGGUGCUGCAGUGAAUACAUUCUAUUUCCAGGUAUAGCUACAAGGAAACUGCUGAUCAAUUCGUUUUCUAUACAGUUAACUCCCUCAGUAAAAUCAUUACCACCUUUUGAGAAAAAAAAGAUGUUAGCAGUUUUAAACUAUUGUUGGUGGCCAACAACGUUUUUGCAUUCCUGCAAAUAAAUUGUUUUAUACUGUAAAAUGGAGGUGAGUGUAACUUAUUUUUGUAAUAAAGUUUUUGAUUUCUA
Molecule: messenger RNA, 3258 nt
Organism: Phycodurus eques (leafy seadragon)
Lineage: Eukaryota; Metazoa; Chordata; Actinopteri; Syngnathiformes; Syngnathidae
Product: heterogeneous nuclear ribonucleoprotein Q
Exons: 12
Coding region: 188-1822 (544 amino acids)
Biological process (GO): CRD-mediated mRNA stabilization
Cellular component (GO): CRD-mediated mRNA stability complex; nucleus; ribonucleoprotein complex
Molecular function (GO): mRNA 5'-UTR binding
Source: RefSeq, a predicted model, not a curated record